AUGAAACUUAUAGUUUGCAAUGAACUUCAAAGUAUAGAUACAACAAAAGUUUUGAACUCAGAUGCUUUGAAGAGUCUUAUAACAGACAAAGUUGGAGUUGUUGAAAGAAAGUAUAAAGACCAAAGAGUUUGUGAAAAUGUUGCAAACUUCAUUAUGGUUUCAAACAAUGCUGUUCCGAUGAAGUUAGAAAGUUCUGACAGAAGAUAUGUAGUUGUCAGAACGUCAGAUUCUCAUAUGCAAGAUACAGAAUAUUUUGACGACUUAGCAGAAACUUUGACAUCUGACUUUUACAACCACUUGUUCUCAUAUUUCAUGACAUUAGAUAUUUCUAAGUUCAAUCCAAGACAAAUUCCACAUACCGAAGAGAGACAAACAUUGUUAGAAGCAAACAAGAGUGUAUAUGAACUGUUCAUAGAUGAAACUGACUUUGAGUGUUUAGAUGAAAAGUCUUUAUAUGAUGAAUAUAAACAAUAUUGUCAUGAAUAUGGUUAUAUGGCAGCUUCUAAACGAACAUUCUUGGCAAAUGUCAAAAGUCUUUUAGAUGUUCAGAAUGGUGUAUAUACAAAGAAAAAUUUUUCUGAGUAA
This is a messenger RNA of Trichomonas vaginalis G3, 585 nucleotides long. RefSeq lists its product as uncharacterized. The record is from RefSeq and is a predicted model, not a curated record. NCBI's taxonomy places the organism in Eukaryota, Parabasalia, Trichomonadida, Trichomonadidae. The transcript has a single exon. Bases 1 to 585 code for a protein of 194 amino acids.